This is a messenger RNA of Dromiciops gliroides (monito del monte), 6506 nucleotides long. RefSeq names its product adhesion G protein-coupled receptor A1 (gene ADGRA1). Gene Ontology annotation, molecular function: G protein-coupled receptor activity; protein binding. The record is from RefSeq and is a predicted model, not a curated record. Gene Ontology annotation, cellular component: postsynaptic density; glutamatergic synapse; plasma membrane. NCBI's taxonomy places the organism in Eukaryota, Metazoa, Chordata, Mammalia, Microbiotheria, Microbiotheriidae. The transcript has 19 exons. Gene Ontology annotation, biological process: G protein-coupled receptor signaling pathway; cell surface receptor signaling pathway. The coding region runs from base 1 to 3921 and encodes 1306 amino acids.
AUGGCCCCCGGCGCCGCCCUGGCCCUGCGCUUGGCCUUGGCCCUCAGCCUGUCGGGGCUUGGGGCCGCCAGCCGCCACUGCCCCGACCUGCCCCUGGACGGCUGCUUGUGCACGGCCGAGCGCGCCCAGGGACCCGGGCGGCCCAAGCUGCGCAUCCGAGUGGCCUGUUCCGGAGGAGACCUGGUAGCCACGCCACAGCCCGAGCUGCUGCCCCGCCGGACCGUCAGCCUGAUCCUGACCAACAACAAGAUCUUGGGAGUGAAGAGUGGGGCCUUCAUGGGUUUGCCAUCUCUGGAGAGACUGGACCUGAAGAACAAUCUGAUCAGUGUGGUGGAGCCCAGGGCCUUUUUUGGUCUGCCUCAGCUCAGGCGUCUGGAUCUCUCGAAUAACCGGAUUGGCUGCUUGACCCCUCAGGUGUUUGCUGGACUCAGUAGUCUCCACAAACUGAAUUUAUCAGGGAAUAUUUUCUCCAGUCUAAUGUAUGGGCUGUUUUCUGAGCUCUUCACUCUGAAAGUUCUACACUUCGGCACGGACUCGCUCAUCUGUGACUGUCAUCUGAGGUGGGUCUCAGAAUGGGCCAAAAAUGCGUCAGUGAGACUAGCAGAGGAGACGGCGUGUGCGUACCCAGCAGCUCUGCGAGGCCAGCCUCUGCACAGCCUUCGAGAGGACCAGCUGACGUGUGCCGGGCCGCUGGAACUGCCGCUGUUUCAGCUGAUUCCAUCACAGAGCCAAGUGGUCUUCCAUGGGGACCACCUGCCAUUCCAGUGUACCGCCACCCUGGUUGACAACACAACGCAGGCUCAUUGGUACCACAAUGGCCGAUUGAUUGAAACGGAUGAAGCCCGGGGCAUGUUUGUGAAGGAGAGCGUCAUCCAUGACUGCAGCCUGAUCACCCGGGAGCUCACCCUCUCCAGCAUUGGCACCGAGGCUGCAGGAUCCUGGGAGUGUCGGGUCAGCAAUACCUAUGGCAAUAAGACCAAAGGGGUGGAGAUCACAGUGUUGGAGACCAUGGCUCCCUAUUGUCCCGCAGAAAGGAUCCGGACGCAGAAGGGUGACUUCAGGUGGCCCAGAACCUUGGCUGGGAUGACAGCUUCCCGCCCCUGCCUUCCCUUUUCACUGAGCCUGGUGUCCCUCAGCAGCGGCCCCGAGGAGCCCAGGGCUUGGCGCAAGUGCGGCCAGGCGGGCCGCUGGGAUGAAGCCGACUUCUCCGAGUGCCCUCCUUCCCAAGUGGUCACCCAGGUGCUCUUGGCCUUUGCUAUGAUGCACACCAAUGCCACUAAUGCAGGAGCAUUCUCCCUCCAACUGGCCGCCUACACAGCAGGUGCUUCCACCUUUGCUGGGAAGACAGAUGUCAUCCACCUGGCCCAGAUGAUGGACAAGUUACUGGCCUUUGUGGACGAAGUCAAAGAACUCGGAGAUGCUCUGGUCCAAAUCGCGAGCAACCUCAUGCUGGUCGAUGAGCACGUGCUGUGGGUGGCGCAGAAGGAGGACAAAGCCUGCACGAAGAUCCUGCGGUGCAUUGAGCACAUGGCUGACCGGGCUCUAAGUGUUGGCGUGCAGGCACUAUCCAAGGUCUCUCCUAACAUAGCGCUGGAAGCCUUGGUCAUCAAGCAUUCGAGCUUCAGAGCAAUGAGCUGCAUAGUCUUCCAGAAAACUCCUGGGGAGGGGAGCCUCUAUCCUGAAGAAGCCUUGCAUUUUCAAUGUGACACUUCCGGAGCAUUAUGGGAACAAUGGGCGAAUCUUCCUGCCAAGAACGCCGCCUCGGCCGACGGCGUCACUGUGGUCGCCUCAGUCCAUCUGCCCCGGCCGGCCCCCUUCGCCGGAGCCCCCGCCCGGCAAUCUGUUGAUAACUCCACCUGCAAGCUGAAAUUGAUCGUCUUUCGCAAUGGGAAACUCUUCCCCAGCAGCAGCUCGAGUAACUGGUCCAGCCUUGAGGCUGCUGGGAAGCAGAGGUCGGUGGCCACUCCAGUUGUCUUUGCGCAAAUAGAUGGGUGCAACCUCAGCAACCUGAGUGCUCCAGUCAUCGUCGGCCUGAGGCCCUGGGCACCAGGGCUGGCCCCCGUGGCAGCCGUUUGGGAUUUUGACCUUCUCGCCGGACAUGGAGGCUGGCGAGGAGACCGGUGCAACUUAGUCGGCUCAGCGGGAGACCUCCUCACCCUUCAGUGCCCGCACUGGGGACACUUCGCAGUGCUCAUGGAUCUGAAGACGGUCCUCUCCCUGCCCGAGGACCCAGGGGAGUUCCUGCACCCCGUGGUGUACGCGUGCACCGCCGUCAUGUUAUUGUGCCUCUUUGCCUCCAUUCUCACCUACAUCGUGCACCACAGCACAAUCCGCAUCAGCCGAAAGGGGUGGCACAUGCUUCUCAAUUUCUCCUUCCACACGGCCCUUACCUUUGCUGUCUUUGCUGGGGGCAUCAAUCGGACCCAGUACCCCAUCGUCUGCCAAGCUGUUGGUAUCACACUCCACUACUCCACCCUCUCCACGAUGCUCUGGAUUGGUGUGACUGCCAGAAACAUCUAUAAGCAGGUGACGAAGAAGGUGCCCCAGGGCCCAGGGGGAGAGCAGCCUCCAUACCCCAAACAGCCGCUACUCAGAUUUUACCUGAUUAGUGGAGGUGUCCCUCUGAUUAUCUGCGGAAUUACAGCUGCAACCAACAUACAAAAUUACGGGCCAGAGAGUGACGGUGCGCCAUACUGUUGGAUGGCAUGGGAGCCAAGCCUGGGGGCCUUUUAUGGGCCCGUGGCUUUCAUCGUGCUGGUGACCUGUGUUUAUUUUCUCUGCACCUAUGUCCAGCUGAGGCGCCACCCAGAGCGCAAAUAUGAGCUCAAGGAAAGGAGAGAAGAGCCUCAGCGCCUGGCAGUAUCAGAGGCCGGCCAUGGGCACCUCGGAGAGCCUGGAGCCGGCCCCCCUGCCACGGGCUCCAUCAUCUCUGCCUCCCUCCUGGAGAAUGAGCAUUCUUUCAAGGCUCAGCUGAGGGCGGCCGCCUUCACCCUCUUCCUCUUCCUGGCCACCUGGGCCUUCGGAGCCCUGGCAGUGUCCCAGGACCCCUUCUUGGACAUGAUAUUCAGCUGCCUCUACGGAGCCUUCUGUGUGACCUUGGGGCUCUUCAUUCUGAUUCACCACUGUGCAAAACGAGACGACGUGUGGCACUGCUGGUGGUCCUGCUGCCCCUCCCGAAAAAACACCUACUCGGUGCAGGUCAACGCCCGGCCCGAGGUGAACGCCAACGGGGAUGCCCAGAUCCACGCGCCCUGUCUCCAGGACUCCCCGUGUCUGAGCAAAGCCGGAGGCUUCGGUCACGCCCCGGUCGGCCACUGCAAGCUGACCAACCUACACGCGGCGCAGAACCACGUCACCUGCCUGGCCCCAGUCACCCCCUGCUGCGCCAAAAUGCACUGCGAGCAGCUGAUGGAGGACGAGACCCACAUGCACGUUCACAGGGAGGGCGCCUUCAGGCCCAGCGCACACCUUCCCAGGUGUGUGAAGAGCAGAAGCAAGCCGCGCUACUUCAGCCGGCACCGGGCAGCCACGGCGGACAGAGAAUACGCCUACCACAUCCCGUCCAGCCUGGACGGCGGCAGCAUCCGCAGCUCCCCCACGGACAGUCCCCACAGUGCACACGAGGGCCAGCCGGGGCACCGCCACUCCUGCUGUGGCCAGGGCGACCCCUUCCCCACCAUCACCCAGCCCGAAAGCAGCGACGCCAGCACCGUCAUCUGCAGCUGUGCCCAGAUGUCCGAGGGGGAGUUAAUGCCCCACGCAGCUCACUUCGAAAUGCACCCUCGGACACAGGUGUUGCCGUGUAACACAGCCAGCCACAACGGGCUGCCCACGGGGAACCUGGAGGAAGCCAUCGUGUACGGCUCCGAUAGCACGGGAAACAUCAAAACAGGCCCGUGGAGGAAUGAAACGACUGUGUGAUGCGCGGGGCAGACAGGCAGGGUUGGGGAGGGGGGGUCUGGUCCCCACGGAUCACAGCUUCGUCUGGUGGGCAGCACCCUCUUCUCGCGGCUGCACUGGGCUCUUUCUGACCACAUUCUUGAGAAGGGAAAGAGCGGGAGAAGUGGGGGCAGUGGGCAGCGGCCGGCGACGGAGCUGCAAGAGAAGGGGACCAGGAGUCUUGGAAGACCCGGCCGGGAGGAGGGAUUCCGAGAGGCCACACGCCCUCCCGGGAGCCGGGUCUGUGCUUCGUCCUUCCCCCCUUACACUCACCGGGGAGGCGUGUCCUCUCCAUUCCCUCAUUGCCAAGCUAAGUUCCGCCCAUCUUCUCACUCCUUGGCCCCCUCAACCUUGACCUUGAUCCAAAGUGACAAAAAGCCUGGGUUACCUAAUCAUCGGCUCCAUCCGCAAGAGCCCGGGUUCUAGGACUAAGGCUCCAGCUUGGCCCUCAUUGGCCCCUCCACGCCAUGAGGAGAGAAGGGGCCCGUCAAUUCUGUCUAUCGCGCCCAGGGGUCUUUGUGGGCCGUCCCCUGCAUACCACCUCUUGGAUGGCGCCAUUCACUGUUUUCUGGUGUUCGAAGUGUCUUUCACCAAAUGAUGAUGAGUCACUGCCCUAGCAGCCCCUGAAAACCUGUUAGUAUCAGUCCAUUUCGCCUUGUGGAUCCACGAAGUCUGUCCUGUGCUCAUUGUCUCAGUGCCACUAAGCUUUGUUUGAGGUUUUGGAACAGCUCUGAUAAGGACCCACUUUAAUGUCUGUCUGACCUCUUUGAUAAGGACCCACUUUAAUGAACACCCAACUGUCUGUGAGCCUGUGCUGUGUGUCUAGAACAGCUUAAUGUUGCUUGUCCAGUAGACACUUUCGAGCUGCUGGGGGCCCCUGGCCCUUCACUGCAUCUGUUUUGUCAUUCACUCAUUAAGGACCACAGUCAUCCUCUGCUACUGUGUACAAAUAAGUUGGAAUGGCUGAUCACAUGAGCAGUGUAUACCCACUCCAUUCCAUUCAACUUUCAAAGAAUUGGGCUAGAUUUCAGUGAUGAAUUGAUACUAUUUCUAAUAUGGGAAUUCCCUCCUCUGCAGAAUUUCCAGAUCUCUUCUCUCAGACUUAACUGCCUGAAGCCUACCUUGUUGCAGUCAGGGAUCCCUUCCCAAAGACAAGCACUUGGGGAACAUUCUACAAUGGGGGAAUCCUUUAGAGUUCUCUUUCCCACAUUCCCACAAACAUUGGGACAUGAAGCAUUGCCUUCUCAGAGGGUGUGCUUGUGUCCAUGAUAAUCAACCUUCUGGAAAGAGGGGUGGCUUUGCCUAGGGGGGCAAGGCAAGGACCCUGCCUGGGUCAAAGAGGAGGAGCUGCCCAUCGGAGGCCACAGCAACAAGGAAAGAUUAGGGCUCUCACUUCCCCAUCCUUCAGAGCACAUAGCCAGUAAUUCACACACACACACACACACACACACACACACACAGAGCAAGUUAUACUGUUGUUUGGAGACUUGCCCGACACCACUUCCCCCACAGCUUUGCCCUGACAUUACAGUCUGUCUCUGGUCUGUCUUGCAUGCCUGCCUCAUCCAUAUUUGCCGGCAGGUUCUCAUGGGUCCCAGGGCAUAGAUACUCUCACUGUGUCCAUGAAUGGAAUAGCUCUGACGAGAUAAGUUCCUGGCAUCCAUGCUUAGAGAGUGAGAAGCCAUGAAAGCAACCAUCAAGAUGUCCUUCUGUGUUGUAUCCUAGAAGCUUGGUGCAGCCCAUCGUCCAGGCAGCCAGGACUGGACAUGAAGGUUCCCUGCUUUAGACCACUCUGGGCCCCCUAUUGCUGUCUGUUGUUCUGAGGCCAAAGGACCAGGCAACUACUCCACGAGAGUUCCCCACCAGCUGUAUCACAUUGUUUCGUGUUGUUUGCCUGUCACAAUGCUUUGUGUGGUCCUUCCCCUCAUAAGUGUUUCCCUUGCCUCCCAGAACUGGGACAGACCUCAAAUGCCAAGCCCUAAGAAGGACAUGGGACACUGCCCCACACCCCAGGAAGGACUCCAUCCCUUUUGAACCUGUUAUCCACCACAGGGACCAGCCUAUCCCUUCUAUGCAAAGUGACAGCCCAUUACCACCAUCCCUGCCCCCAUUGCCAAGGGUGCCCUUGAGGGGUUGGGGGCUGAAUGGACAUCCUUGACACACAUUCCUGGCCAGUGCUGUGACUUUGGAGAGGGAGAGUGUGGCCAGGACACAUUCUUAACCCAUUUCCCAAGAAGAAGAAGCAGGUGCUACUUUCCCCAGAUGACUGAACCCUGCACAUGGAGAGUGAACAUUCAAUAUCAAAUUGUAUUGUAUUUAAAUAUGGAUUUAGCCUAGAGAAGUCCAUGAUGAAAAGAUGUUAUGAAAUAUUCUGUUUGCAUAUUCUAUUUUCAGAAAAUAAAAGUCUACAAUGUAACUAAGCAGAGCCAGAUGACUUGAUGUGGAGUAACUUAAAAGUCCAGUCUGGGCCCACGGGGGUUUCUCACCAUACUUGGCAUUGUUUCUAUCAUUUAAGGCCAUAAGUAAAGGAUUACUUACAUCACUUGACCCAAGGCUUUUCAGCAACA